AUGCGGAAACCUCUGCAAAAGGAAGCUGCCGAGGCCCAACUUGACGAUGAGGCCAACGACGACAGAGACCACGCAGUCGAUGGAGAUGAAGAAGCACACUUACUAAGAGAAGAGAUGGAAUUUGAAGACACCGUUCUCCCAGCAUCGAAGAAAUUACAUACGCGUCGACAACGCUUUCUGGACUUUUUGCGCGGGCCGCAAUCUCCUCGGAUUCAAAGCAUCGACCCGUAUUUCCCAUGGAUUCAAAAUGGCCCGGUCGAGUGGCUGGAAAAACAGGGACUCAACAGGCCGAUUUCACUCAUUGCCGUACUACUUCCUUGGCUUCUUAUCUUUACCUGGUUCCUGACUGCCCAGCUGCCGCUGAAAGACGGCGAUGGCAACGAUGUAAUCAGCCUAGGCUGCGUCGAUACAUUGUGGGGACGCAAGAACAAAUGCGGAAUCGACGGCAUCGACUGUCGUCCGUUUAGCAACCAUUCUUUUGCUUUCCAAUGCCCGGCAAAGUGCAGAGAUGUACAGCUUUUAAAUCCGCAUACCGUUGGACCGGUCCAAGUGAACUACCGCCCUCUGGUUGUCGGAACAGGACUUUAUCGCGGCGACAGCUUUUUAUGCGCCGCAGCCAUCCACGCGGGGGUUGUCGAUAACCACCGAGGCGGCGGCGGUCGCAUCAAGCUCAUGGGAGGUCAUGACAAUUUUGCUAGCACAAAGCACCAUGGCAUCGAGUCUAUUCCGUUCGACUCGUACUUUCCGCUCUCUUUCUCCGUCAUUUUCGACGACGGGUUUCGGCCACCAGCUGACCCCCGCUCAGCCUUGCUUCCCAUCACUAUCCUCUCCACAGUUGUACUCGCCAUAUUUUCUUCUUCGCCGAAAAUCUUCUUUCCCAUCUUCACACUCAUUUUCGCCCAUGUGAGCUUCGUCUCCGAUCCGCCGCCCGCAUUGCAUCUCAAUACGACGGUGUUGCCAGAUCAUAUUUCAAUGUUCGCGAAGCGUCUGUUGCCGGCCAUGUUCGUAAUGGUGGUAAUGUAUUCCACCACCAUAAAGCGGACGCUAGCUGGGUUGAGUGCCCACAUAGAAAAGGCUGUAUUUUGGCUUGGAGGUUUCUGGAUUGGCGCAUUAUCAAAUUAUACGUUUGACUGGAUUCCGAUUUCACGGCUCACCAGCCAUGAUCUCGAGCAGCAGCCCGGCGCGAAGCUGGCGUUGGCAAUCAUCAUCUUGGUAUUGGUUGUAAUUGUUGUGGGUCAGGCGUACUGUUUCUGGCUCGAAGGCCGCCUGAUCCGCUAUCUGGGCCUCUAUGGCCUGUUCGUUCUGGCAAUCAUUGUCUGUUUGAUGAUUCCAGGUGUCAACUUGCGGAUUCACCAUUACAUUCUGGCACUUUUGCUCCUUCCCGGGACGAGUCUUCAGACGCGGCCUUCGCUGUUCUUUCAAGGUCUCUUACUCGGUCUUUUUGUGAACGGCAUAUCGCGAUGGGAUUUCGAUUCUGUGCUGCAAACCUCUGCUGCUCUGCGUGCCGAUGCAAAAUUCGAGUCAGUGGUCCCGCAGAUAAUGGAACCGUUCAUUGAGGUAGAAAAUGAUGCUCUAUUCGUGACGUUCAACUUUACUACGCACCCACCUGACGUUGACGGUAUGAGCGUCCUUGUAAACGAUGUGGAGCGCGCCCGUGCCUUCUAUGACAAUGAAGGUGAUGGUCUUUGGGAUAUCUUUGAAUGGAAGAGAGAUGUGGAUAGUGGGUUGAAUGAGUACUUCCGGUGGGCCUAUAUACGGGGCGGCUAUACCCUAGAUUACUCAAAACCAGGUACAUUGUUUGCUAAUGGUAGCUGGAGUUCUGAAAUCAUAUAA
This is a messenger RNA of Bipolaris oryzae ATCC 44560, 1833 nucleotides long. RefSeq lists its product as uncharacterized. NCBI's taxonomy places the organism in Eukaryota, Fungi, Ascomycota, Dothideomycetes, Pleosporales, Pleosporaceae. The coding region runs from base 1 to 1833 and encodes 610 amino acids. The transcript has a single exon. The record is from RefSeq and is a predicted model, not a curated record.